AUAAAUACUUUUGCAUCUCACACAUUUCACUAUAUUUCAAAUUCGGUAACGAACGAAACAGUUGUGGAACGAUGAGACAAAUUUUGCUCUUGACAUUUUUGUCGUUUUUAGCCCCAAACGAGGUCUUCAUCAAAAGUGCCACAGGGCAGUCUUCAACCUAUGAGGACCUAUGUGGUACUUUCAGUAUAAAAGCUCAACAGACUCUAGAAAUAGAAAAAACCAAAUUGGAUAAGUUAUUUAAAGGAAAAACAAUCUUAUGGCAUGUGGAGUUAUUGCCUCUGUUCUCAAUAUGUGAACCUGGCUUAACGUCUGAAAUUAUUGCUUCCUUGGAUCACAUCGUUGAAAUUAACGCAAAGACGAUUUCAUUGACGAGCAAUAUACUUUCAUUGAAGAGCAAAAGAGUAACGAUGGACGCAUUAUGCGACAACAUCAAAUCGCAUCUUACGUUAAAUUCAACGUCUUCACAGAUAAUGCCAGCCGAUAUCGAAAACGUGUACUCAACAUGGCGAAAUGACUAUCUCAAACAGAUAGAUUUGAAAAGAGUUGCCAUUAAUCUAAAAAAAUUAAAAGAAAAGCAUGGCCAAUUUAACCAACCAUUCACGAAUGAAUGGCUGCUUGUAAAUCAAGCAAAAGCUGCUUUUCAGAAAGAAUCAAACGCAAUUUUCCUUGCGUUUACAAAUACGGUGCUCAAUGGAAUAAAUGGAGAUGGAGUUGCUGAAAUCAAGAAAGUAAAGGGCAUUUUCUUAAAUUACACACAAAUACAAGCUGAAAUGAUAAAACAUCUCUCUGAAGCAGUUAAAAUUUUAGAGGAAUUUAACAUCCGACGUGAAAUGUGGGCAAAAUUUUUGGUUGGAGUACCAAAUAUAAAAAUCUAAUUCAAAUCUUUCACAUUUGAAAAAAAGUCUAUUAAUAAUUGUAAAUGUUCACCUUUUUUAAUUAGACUAUAUUCAAUGAAUAAUUAAUAAAAAAACAAAUGUUUUGUAUUUUCAUGGAA
Messenger RNA from Contarinia nasturtii (swede midge), 994 nucleotides. RefSeq lists its product as uncharacterized. The record is from RefSeq and is a predicted model, not a curated record. The transcript is spliced from 2 exons. Bases 72 to 875 code for a protein of 267 amino acids. NCBI's taxonomy places the organism in Eukaryota, Metazoa, Arthropoda, Insecta, Diptera, Cecidomyiidae.